AUGGGAGACUAUCUCGUCAAGGCCGCUCGCCAGCUGCAGGAGUUCUUCAGCAGUUUGAUCCAGAUCCUGCAGAAGCUCCUGCGUGGAGAGGCGUCCCAAAAACACCCGAGUUUCAUCAACCGAUGGCGGCGACGCUCUCUGGACGGCUUCGCGGAGGAGAUUGAGCAUUUGUUUACCAGCCACUUGUCGCCCAAAAACCUGGCAUCGAUCUCCAAGAAGAUCAGCAGCCAACUCCGCACAUCGGCCAAAUCAAGCCAGAUUAACAUGCUCCCCUCCUUCAACCACUCUCUGCCCACUGGCCAGGAGAAGGGCUCCUAUCUCGCUCUAGAUGUAGGAGGCUCAACCUUCCGCGUCGCCCUGGUGCAGCUGUCUGGCAAAGAUGGAAAAAUGACCAUUCGCAAGAUGACCUCGUCACAUAUCAACGAGAAGGUCAAGGCCCUGCAAGGCAAAGCCUUUUUCGACUGGAUGGCCGAGAAGAUCGAGGUGAUGCUGAAAAGCAGCCCUACGGAAUUUGAAUUAGACUUUCCCCUGUCCAUGGGACUGUCGUGGUCGUUCCCCAUUGACCAAACGUCGAUUCGCAGCGGGAAGGUCAUUGCCAUGGGCAAAGGCUUUCGCUGCUCAGACGGUACCGUGGGCGAUGACUUACGAGACCUCAUUAUGGAGGCGUGUCAAAAACGCAAUCUCGACGUCUCGCUGGAAGCCAUUGUGAACGACAGUUCAGCCACCUUACUCUCGCGCGCAUACUCCGACCUCACCACCCGCAUGUCCCUGAUCUUAGGCACGGGGACGAACAUGGCCGUUCAUUUCCCGGUGCAUGCGCUUGGGAUCGAGAAAUAUGGCGUCCGCUCGCCAGAGUGGUUCGCGCAUGCGGACCACGUCAUCACGAACACGGAAAUAAGCAUGUUCGGCGGAGGUCUGCUCCAAAUGACGCGUUGGGAUGACGACUUGAACCGCAACCACAUUAAACCAGAUUACCAACCGCUGGAGUACAUGUGCACAGGCAGGUACCUGGGCGAAAUCGUCAGGCUCAUCGCGGCAGAAGCCACGCAGACGGCGGGUCUGUUUGGCGGAAAAUUACCCGCUUCCUUGCAGUCGCGAUACUCCCUGGAUACGGCUGUCCUUGCCUGCAUCGAGGAAGACACGUCCCCGUCGUUCACAGAUUCCAUCGCCUGCAUCCAGAAACACCACGAAUUCGCGGCUCCCCCCACCCCAAGCGACAUCGCAUUCCUGCACAAAGUCUGCCACGCCGUCUCCCAGCGCGCAGCCGCGUAUCUCGCGGUCGCCAUCCAUGGCCUCUGGUGCCUCCGAAACGAGAGCGAAACCCCCAUCCUCCCCGCAACGCCAGAAUCCGCCAGCGACGACAUGCUCAAGGUCCAGACGGCGCAGGCGCCCAACGACCCGGUCCGGCUCCAGGUCAACAUCGCCUGCGACGGCAGCGUGAUCAGCAAAUAUCCAAACUUCCGCAGUCGCUGCCAAGACUAUCUCAACCAACUGACCCUCGAGCCCGAGGCGGCGGCCGUCGCGGCGUCGUUCGAUUCGGCGACCACCGCCGUCUCCAAGACAGCGGUGACAUCGUCCGUGCAACAGCUACCUUCGAUCACGCUGGAUCUAGCGCCGGAGGGUGGCAUCUUCGGUGCUGCAGUUGCAGUUGCGGUUGCAGCCCCGAGUAACAGGUGA
Molecule: messenger RNA, 1677 nt
Organism: Ophidiomyces ophidiicola
Lineage: Eukaryota; Fungi; Ascomycota; Eurotiomycetes; Onygenales; Onygenaceae
Gene: NAG5
Product: N-acetylglucosamine kinase 1
Exons: 1
Coding region: 1-1677 (558 amino acids)
Biological process (GO): glycolytic process; intracellular glucose homeostasis; glucose 6-phosphate metabolic process
Cellular component (GO): cytosol; mitochondrion
Molecular function (GO): mannokinase activity; glucokinase activity; D-glucose binding
Source: RefSeq, a predicted model, not a curated record